Molecule: messenger RNA, 2144 nt
Organism: Danio rerio (zebrafish)
Lineage: Eukaryota; Metazoa; Chordata; Actinopteri; Cypriniformes; Danionidae
Source: RefSeq, a predicted model, not a curated record
UUUCAAUAACAGCACUGCCACCAUUUGAUCAGCAGUAAUUUGGUAAUAUGAAUUUAAACCGAUGUAUUGUAUUGUGACAGUGUGCAAUUGAUGUGCUUCUCGUGCAUCAUGACGCAGAACAAAGCUUGUAUCAGCUGACCUCGCGACCCCGACUGAACCCUCCAUAGAGCAUCGGUCGGUCUGCAGAUGACACAGAGACAGAAAGACAGACCUCUACGAUCCAAGACGAAGAGGACAAACACGCCGCAGUUUCAAUCAGUAUUUGCAUCUCUGAACAGACCAAAAAUCGCCUGAUAAGCUCCGUGCGUGACUUAAAAGAGAACACUAAGCGUAUAACUUGAAGAUGGAGGUGAAGAUCUUUAAGACGAUGAGUUUCUCGCCUGCCAACAUUACCAAGCUUGUGAGAGUCUAGAGAUUUCACACAUUCAUAAAGUCCCAGACUCGAAGCAUGAGGGACCAGAGUGUCCUGCUGGCAGAACAGAAAGCGAUGUGUCCUGAAGAAAUAAGUCAGGAUGGAGCUCUCUCCUACACAGAAGAAACAGUGUCCUUAUUAACAUCCAGCAGCAUGUCAGCUCAAUCUUUUCUCUUUCAUCCUAAUGGUCUGAGAUGCAAAGAUGGUCCAGAAAUGGAUGCAUCGAGUCGGAAGCGAGAGUCCAUCCCUCUUGAGAAAAAAGAAGAAGGUUAUCAGGACAAACGCAAAAAGAACAACGAGGCUGCCAGGCGUUUCCGUGAAAAACGCAGAAACAACGACAGAGUGAUUGGAAACCAAGUCCUGGCUCUUCUUGAAGACAACGCACGUCUGAAAGCUGAGCUUCUGGCACUGAAGUUAAGAUUCGGUUUGAUCAAAGAUCCCUCAGAAGAUCCGGUGCAAAUCUUUUCACAUAUCCAAGAAUUUCCGACAAUACGAGAUACAAACCCACUUACUGUACAGCCAUUGCCAAUCUCAACGCAAAACUAUGGGUUCAUCAUGCCAGCGGGGUCAAGUAUUGGCAAUCCAGAUAUCUCAGUUGCUGAUGAAGUAGUAGGAACAUAUUCAUCAGGAUAUCAAGAAAACAGUCUGAAAAGUCUUCCUCAUAAACUGCGUUUUAAGAUGGCAUCUGGAAAUGAAGGCGCUGAUGGUUUUCUUCAUCCAGUGGAAAAUAAGGCUUCGGUUUGUAAGAGCACUGAGGGUUUAUGGAGCCCGCAAACACACACAAUGCCAUCAGUUUGUUUAACGGCAUAUCAGAAUAACUCUUCAAGUCAGAGCCUGAUCAGAUUACAGCUCAGCGCUUUGACUAAAGAAGUGGCCGAGCUCAAAAAAACGCUUCUCUCAAAAGCACUGAAAUCAAAUCGCACCUGACGUCUGACUCAUCCAAAGAAAGAAGGCCCAUUUACACAUACAAAUAUAAGGCGGCAGCUGGUUGCUCACUGAAACAGCUGGCCAUUUUUUUUUUUAGAUCUAGUGAAACAUUAAUAUGCUUGUCUGCUACACUAGUAAUGACACUAUGUGUUGUAUUAAAUGACAAAUAUUGUGACAAAAGCGCCACAGUUUUCUCUUGAAAUAUCAAUGUUAUUGUUGUUUAAUAUGUAUGAAUUUGUAUAAUCUCAUUUGCACGUUUUAAGUAUGAUUUGCUCAUCCCCAUUGAAGGUUGGGUUAAGGGGCGGGGUUUGGUGCCACGCCUCUUUUUAAAAUGUCAUAUUUUCGUACGUCUGAACUCAUGAAUUCUCGACUGUUUGUGUGUGGUCACGUGAUGUGCCUUUUCAGCAGUAUAGUGUGGAUGAAGAGCUGUUCAGAAAUGCUACAGUGUGGACGUGGAUCGUUUUCUUUCUUAAAUGCCCCUGCUGCGACGGGGGCGAGGCAGAGGAUCAUGAUGCCAGGUCAUCAUUGGGAUGUCUAUCGGCCAUCGGUGAUGGAUAAUGGCAUCGUCUAUCGACCCAACCCUAAAUUCCAUAUUUCUUUUUGCUAUUUACCGCCAGUUUUUCUAUACAGAACAGGGCUUUAUUCACAAACGUUUUAUUCGAGUUGUGCGCAUAACUUUAAUUUGCAUCUUUGGAUGGAAACUUCGAUAUUAUCACAUGACAAAGUCAGGACAACAAAUAUUCAUUCAUUCAUUCAUUUUCUUGUCGGCUUAGUCCCUUUAUUAAUCCGGGUUCGCCACAGCGGA